Molecule: messenger RNA, 753 nt
Organism: Linum trigynum
Lineage: Eukaryota; Viridiplantae; Streptophyta; Magnoliopsida; Malpighiales; Linaceae
Source: the annotation of a GenBank genome assembly
AUGUUCUGCGGGAGAAGUUCGAGGUGUUCAGAUGGUAAUGGGAAGGGAUCUGUGCCGGUGUUCCUCAACGUGUAUGACCUCACGGCCAUUAAUGGCUACGCUUAUUGGGUUGGCUUGGGAGUUUACCAUUCUGGUGUUCAAGUUCACAAUGUGGAGUAUGCAUUUGGAGCACAUGAGUAUCCUACGACUGGGAUUUUCGAAGGUGUCCCAAAGCAAUGCGACGGGUUCACAUUCAGGAAGUCAAUUCUGAUUGGGAACACAAAUUUGGGGCCAGGGGAGGUAAGGAAAGUGAUGGAGGAUUUGGCUCAGGAAUACAAAGGCAAUGCUUACAAUCUCAUCACCAAGAACUGCAACCAUUUCUGCAAUGCUGCUUGCCUUAAACUCACCUCCAAUCCCAUCCCCAGCUGGGUCAAUCGCCUCGCCAGAAUUGGAUUCCUAUGCAAUUGUGUUCUUCCUGCACACAUAUGCUCAACCAAAGUUAGGCAUGAUGACAGCAAGGUAGAGGACAAGCCUUGUGAAGUAAUAGUUGUAGAAGAGAAGAGAUUGAGAGAUGGGUGUGAUCAUCAUCACUUCAAGUCGUCAUCAACGUCAUCUACUAAUUUCUCAAUUUCAACUUCAUCAUCAGCAUCUUCCUCGGCCCCCAGUGCUGCUGGAGUUCAUCAUCAAGUUCGCGGCAGGAGUAGGACUAGAACUAGACGACGCAGUUUCCCACCUUCUUCCCCCUUGAUCUCUUCACCUUCAUCAGUUUCAUGA